This is a messenger RNA of Lonchura striata (white-rumped munia), 1575 nucleotides long. It is a transcript of the gene CHRNA9, whose product is annotated as cholinergic receptor nicotinic alpha 9 subunit. Lineage: Eukaryota; Metazoa; Chordata; Aves; Passeriformes; Estrildidae. Gene Ontology annotation, molecular function: transmembrane signaling receptor activity; acetylcholine-gated monoatomic cation-selective channel activity. The record is from RefSeq and is a predicted model, not a curated record. Gene Ontology annotation, biological process: monoatomic ion transmembrane transport. Gene Ontology annotation, cellular component: postsynaptic membrane.
AUGAAGAUGAGGAGCCUCUCCUCCUUUUACCUCUCUCUGUGGUUACUGUUCACAGGAGUGAUACUCAAAGCUGUAGAAUCAGCCAAAGGAAAAUAUGCUCACAUGCUGUUUAACAAACUGUUUGAAGACUACUCCAGUGCUCUGAGACCAGUGGAAGACACAGAUAAAGUACUGAAUGUCACCCUUCAGAUCACAUUGUCCCAAAUUAAAGACAUGGAUGAAAGGAACCAAAUUUUGUCAGCUUACUUAUGGAUUCGACAAAGCUGGUAUGAUGCAUACCUCAGAUGGGACAAAGAUAAAUAUGAUGGGUUGGAUUCUAUCAGGAUUCCAAGCAAUUUGGUUUGGAGACCAGAUAUUGUCCUAUAUAACAAGGCUGAUGAUGACUUUUCAGAACCAGUAAAUACUAAUGUCGUGCUGAGAUAUGAUGGAAAAAUCACUUGGGAUGCACCUGCUAUCACAAAGAGCUCUUGUGUAGUGGAUGUGUCUUAUUUUCCUUUUGACAGCCAGCAGUGCAACCUUACCUUUGGGUCCUGGACCUAUAAUGGUAACCAGGUAGACCUCAUCAAUUCUCUUGAUAGUGGUGACCUCUCUGACUUCAUAGAAGAUGUGGAAUGGGAGAUUCAUGGUAUGCCAGCAGUUAAGAAUGUUAUCACUUAUGGCUGCUGCUCUGAGCCUUAUCCAGAUGUGACCUUCACACUGAUUUUGAAAAGGAAGUCCUCUUUCUACAUAUUUAAUCUGUUGCUUCCCUGCAUUUUGAUCUCUUUCCUGGCCCCACUGGGAUUCUAUCUCCCUGCAGACUCUGGUGAGAAAGUGUCUCUGGGUGUUACAGUUCUUCUUGCUCUGACUGUGUUCCAGCUGAUGGUUGCAGAGAUCAUGCCCCCAUCUGAAAAUGUACCUUUGAUAGGGAAGUACUACAUAGCAACUAUGACCAUGAUCACAGCUUCCACUGCAUUGACAAUCAUUAUAAUGAAUCUCCAUCACUGUGGCUCAGAAGCAAAGCCUGUUCCACAGUGGGCCAAGGUGGUUAUUUUGGACUACAUGUCAAAAAUAUUUUUUGUUUAUGAUGUGGGUGAAAAUUGCACAAGUCCUAAAAGAGAGAAGGAAGAAGAAUGUAGGUUAGAGGGGGAUGAUGGGUGUCAGGGGAAGCACAAAGAGGUAAGGAGUCCUCUUUCCACUAGGAGUGAUGACUGCAAUCUCAAGGAGAAGCUCAAUGGAAAUUGGAAUAAAAGCUAUGGAGUUCAUGGUGAUAAUGUUAAUUGCUGUUCUUGUUACAAAAUGCUAAUUAAAAAUAUUGAGUAUAUUGCUAAUUGUGUUAGAGACCAUAAAGCUAACCGGGCCAAAGGAAUUGAGUGGAAAAAAGUUGCAAAAGUGAUGGACAGGUUUUUCAUGUGGAUUUUCUUUAUCAUGGUGUUUUUUAUGAGUGUGUUGAUCAUUGGGAAAGCUGCUUAACUGAAAAUGAAUAUGUUCCUUUUGUAAAUCUAAAUAUUCUAUGUUAGUUUGUUUAGGAAGAGUUCUGUGAUAAGGGUGCUUUUGAGAUCUUUGUCUUGCAUUCUAUAACAAUAAACAAAUUGAUUC